Molecule: messenger RNA, 2055 nt
Organism: Acytostelium subglobosum LB1
Lineage: Eukaryota; Evosea; Eumycetozoa; Acytosteliales; Acytosteliaceae
Exons: 3
Coding region: 1-2055 (684 amino acids)
Biological process (GO): aspartyl-tRNA aminoacylation
Cellular component (GO): mitochondrion; cytoplasm
Molecular function (GO): ATP binding; nucleic acid binding; aspartate-tRNA ligase activity
Source: RefSeq, a predicted model, not a curated record
AUGAUUAAGUACUUUAUCUUAUUUCUUAAAAAGAUUGACCAUAUUAUAUGUAUACAACAGGUCAACGAUGUUGAGAUCAGUAUACACUCACUUGGUAACAAGUGGCAGGUUGCUACAGCAACAACAUCAAUGUCUUCCACAUCAACAACAUCACAACAACAACAACAACAUGAUAUUGGUAUCAAAGUAGAGCGAUCACAUACAUGUGGACAACUAUCGAUCAUUGAUGUGGACAAGAGAGUUGUACUAUAUGGUUGGGUGUCAUCACUGAGAAGACAUGGCGAGUUUGUGUUCAUCGUCAUCAGGGAUGCACAUGGCACCACACAGGCAUUCUGCCCCAUUGGCCCAGACUCUACACUUCAGUUCACAUCCAAUGUGCCAGACAUGCAGAUUCAAUCAAUCGAUGAGAUCAAGUCAUUGCGUCUCGAGAGCGUCGUACGCAUUGAGGGCGUGGUCAGCGCGCGACCCGACAACAUGAGGAACAAGAACAUGGCCACAGGUGACAUCGAGAUCAAUGUGGACCGCGUGUGUCUGCUCAACGCCUGCAAGGAGUUGCCAUUCACCAUCGAGCACGACGCCGAGAAGGUGACCGAGGAGGUGCGUCUCAAGUACAGAUACGUCGAUCUGCGUCGUCCCAACGUCCAGUCAAACAUCCGUCUGCGCUCCAAGGUGGCAAUGGCCGCGCGUCAAUUCCUCGUCUCGCAACAGUUUGUCGAGGUGGAGACGCCCACCCUGUUCCGACCCACGCCUGAGGGUGCCCGCGAGUACCUCGUGCCCACUCGCAUGAAGGGUCAGUUCUACAGUCUGCCCCAGUCGCCACAGCAGUACAAACAGCUGCUGAUGGUUGGUGGUCUUGAUCGCUACUUCCAAUUAGCGCGAUGCUACCGGGAUGAGGACUUGCGCGCGGACCGUCAGCCCGAGUUCACUCAGAUCGAUAUGGAGAUGUCGUUCAUCAACUGUGAGAUGGUCUAUAAGAUCAUCGAGGGGCUGCUCAAGGCUAUGUGGAAGGAGGCUGGCUACGACAUCCCGACGCCAUUCCCUCACCUCACAUACAAGCAUGUGUUGUCCACGUAUGGAGUGGAUAAACCAGACACUAGAUAUGGAUUGGAAUUGAUUGACAUCACUGAUGUGUUCUCAAAGGAUACUGGCAUUGGCAUAUUCAACAAAAUACUGAACCAGCCUCCAAGAAGCACGUUUGAGGAGGCUCAACAUGUGAUCAAAUGUAUAAAGUUACCCAAGGUCCUCACUGGCUUCUCAUCAAAAGAUGUCGAUCACAUCCAAAAUGAAGCAAAGGUCAUCGUUCCAGACUCACCAGGCCUGAUUACGAUCAGAGUUGGAUCAAAGGAGUGGAAGUCAAUGAUUAGCAAGUCAAUCAGUGAGAGUGAGAGGGAGACCCUGACGAGGAGAUUGGAGCUGGAGGAGAAUGAUUUGGUGUUGGUGGCUGCUGGUCCAAGAUGUGUGGUCGAGCCAUUGUUGGGCAAGGUCCGCAUACUUAGUGCGACAAUGAUGAAGGAGCGCGGCCUGUUGACGAUCGAUCCAAAACAGUUCAACUUCCUCUGGGUCGUGGACUUCCCCCUGUUCACGCCAUCCGACUACCUAGACGACAAUUCCCCGCUGCAAUCCACUCAUCAUCCAUUCACGGCGCCACACCCCGACGACAUGUCCACACUGCUCAAGGGCGAGAAGCCCUCGGACUUUGAAAACAUCCGCGGUCUGCACUAUGACAUCGUGCUGAAUGGUGUCGAGCUGGGCGGUGGCUCCAUCCGAAUCCACAACAACGAGACACAGAUGCGCGUGUUGGAAAAGGUGCUCAAGUUGGAGCCACAUCUCGUGCAUCGCUUCGAUCAUCUCCUGUCCGCGCUGUCCAUGGGCUGUCCGCCGCACGGCGGUAUCGCACUUGGAUUCGACCGACUCAUGUCACUCCUAGUUGGCUCGCCCUCCAUCCGUGACGUUAUCGCAUUCCCCAAGACAUCAGGUGGUCGUGAACUAAUGACCAGUUCACCAUCAAACGUGACCACACAAGAGUUGACCGAGCUUGGAUUGAAGGAAUUGUGA